Messenger RNA from Echinostoma caproni, 393 nucleotides. Lineage: Eukaryota; Metazoa; Platyhelminthes; Trematoda; Plagiorchiida; Echinostomatidae. The record is from the annotation of a GenBank genome assembly.
CGAUUGUCUGCCGCACGUGAAUGGUGCACGCGUGAGAACCAGGCUGGUUUUAGGCCUGGUCGAGAUGUGAAGGAGGAGAAUGUUGACCGCCGUUUGGCUGAAGCGACAGAAAUCGAUGAAGAUUUACCGGGGUUGGGACAAUACUUUUGUGUGUCCUGUGCAAAAUACUUCAUUAAUCAGCACACAUUAGAUACCCAUCGAAACAGCAAACCACACAAACGUCGAUUAAAGGCGUUAGAGGACACACCACACACGCAGGAUGAUGCCGACCGUGCUGCCGGUCUCACAAAAGAAGGUCCUCACUCGGCCACGAAGCGCCGUCGGACCAGUUCGCCUCCUUCCGUCCCUAUCCCAGCAGAACAUGUUGAACCGGCCUACAUAUUCGCUGGAUAG